UCAAUCGCUGGUCGGGCGAGUCGUGCUACUUGACUGCCAGUUGUGCUUGAACGGUGGAAUCGAUCGCAUGCCAGAAUACGCCCCCGCGAUCGUCAGUCCACCGAGUUCGAAAAUUUAAAUUAUUAUUUUCUUUCCCGCCAGUGAUUUUAAGUGAAAUCACCGCCAUGGCCGCCGCGACGCUGGUCCAACCUAGCGGGGAGAUGUGGAAGAAGAUCCGGGUCGAGCUGAACGAGGAUGUCAACACGAGGGACAGUGACCUGCAGCACAUCAAGGACUGGCUGAGGAAGCAGCCGCAUCUGCCUGAUGAGUGGGACGACGGCCGCAUCAUGACCUUCCUCCGAGGCUGCAGCUUCUCCCUGGAGAAGACCAAGCGGAAGCUCGACAUGUACUUCACCAUGAGAGCCGCCUGCCCCGAGUUCUUCACCAACCGCGACAUCACCAGGCCCGAGCUCAAGGACCUUUUGAACAAGGCCCAAGGGCCCCCGCUGCCAGGCCUUACCCCCAAUGGCAGACGAGUAACAAUUUGCAGAGGUCUAGACAAGAACAUAGACACGAGCCAGCUCAACGACGCGUUCAAAGUGGCCAUGAUGAUAGGGGAUGUCCGGCUGAAGGAGGAGGUGGAGGGGGUGGGGGGGGACGUGUACAUCCUGGACGCGGGCGUGGUGUCCGCGAGCCACCUCGGCACCAUCUCCCCCUCGGCCAUUAAGAAGUUCCUGAUCUGUGUGCAGGAAGCGUACCCGGUGAAGCUGAAGGAGGUGCACGUUGUCAACGCUUCCCCCGUCGUGGACGCCGUCGUGUCCUUCGUCAAGCCAUUCCUGAAGGACAAGAUCAGGAAACGAAUCUUCAUCCACUCGGACAUCAACACGCUGUACGAGCAUGUUCCCAAGGACAUGCUGCCCGUGGAGUACGGGGGCAACGCCGGAUCCGUCGACGACCUCAACGAGGCGUGGACCAAGAAGCUUGAAGAGUACAAGGACUGGUUCAAAUCCGAAGAGUCAGUGAAGGCCAACGAGGCGCUGCGGCCCGGCAGACCCACCAACUACGAUGAGCUGUUUGGCAUCGAAGGGUCCUUCAGACAACUGUCUAUUGAUUAGGAUUAAGAGUUUAUGUUGGCGGAGUUCACAUUUGUAUCGUUUCCCCGCAUAUCUCUAUAUUGUAGCCUCGCCGCGUAUCGUGGUCGCUAGUUUGGACGCAAUUUGUAUGUCUUCUUGAUACAAGGAAAUGAUAUAAAUGUAGACCCGGCUUUAUAGUUAUGUUAUAGUUGUCUCGUCUGCUUUAUGUUUUUAUUGUCGAUAGCUGAUAUUGAAUCGUUUAUAAAGUAGUCACACAUAAAAUUCAAAACUUUUCGUUAAUUAAUCCUAGAUUGCAGGAUCGUAGGUGCUUGUUUCUUUAACGCUGUGUAGGUGUUCGUGCUUCCCCUAGUACAUCGAAUGAAAAUAUUUACUCACUGUUAUUAUACUUAGCUGAAGUCGUGUCGUAGGUAUACCAUCAUGUUGAUUGGUGGAAUGAGUAAAAUUAAAAUAUUUUGUAAAAGUAUAAUGUUAUGUGUAAUAAGCUCACUGUGGUUGUAUUAAAUUGUAGGUAUUGUACUUACGUACUUAUUGGUAUAUUUUUGUUACUACCAGAGGGUGUUAAUUUUAUUAGA
This is a messenger RNA of Plutella xylostella (diamondback moth), 1645 nucleotides long. The record is from RefSeq and is a predicted model, not a curated record. NCBI's taxonomy places the organism in Eukaryota, Metazoa, Arthropoda, Insecta, Lepidoptera, Plutellidae.